This is a messenger RNA of Oncorhynchus mykiss (rainbow trout), 4566 nucleotides long. Its product is annotated as glutamate receptor ionotropic, NMDA 3B. The record is from RefSeq and is a predicted model, not a curated record. Gene Ontology annotation, molecular function: signaling receptor activity; ligand-gated monoatomic ion channel activity. NCBI's taxonomy places the organism in Eukaryota, Metazoa, Chordata, Actinopteri, Salmoniformes, Salmonidae. Gene Ontology annotation, cellular component: membrane. Gene Ontology annotation, biological process: monoatomic ion transport.
AGAAAGGAACAAGCUGGAAUCUACUGGAUAUCAUCAACCUUACACAUAUAGGAGGGGAGGAGAGGAGGGAGGAGAGAGGAAAGGAGGAGAGGAGGGAGGAGAGAGGGAAGGAGGAGAGGAGGGAGGAGAGAGGGAAGGAGGAAAGAGGGGCUGAGAGAGGUGAAGAAACAAAUGAUGAGACCAGAGAAGACAAGAGGGAAGCUGAGGUCUUGUCUCUCCUCUCCCGUCGUCUUCUUCGCUCCGCCUCUCCUCUCUCCUCCGUGGUCAUCCUUGGUUCCGACCCAGAAUGUCUCUCUUCUGUCCUCCGUUGCGCCCAGCGUCUCACUCCCUCACUCCCCACACUGCAGUGGAUUAUGGGUAACCCUCUGUCACCUGACUCUCUCCUCUCGCUGGGCGGGCCCCUCGGCCUAUUGGCUUAUGGAGAGGUGGGUCGUAAGCCCAUCACCUUCUUCAUCCGAGACGCGCUGCGGUUGAUUGGCCAGGCGGUGACGUCGGCCAGUGAGGUGAGGCCAGACCUGGCUCUGAUCCAGAACCUGGUCAACUGUUACGACAAACCUAACAAAGAGGAAGUGCCCUCGUCUGGACAGUACCUGGCCAGGUUCCUCUCCAACACGUCGUUCCAGGGUUCUACGGGCACGGUCCGUGUGGCACCUGCUCUCUCCCAGGUCCUCUCCUCCCAGCUGUACCACGUGUGGAGCCUGAAGAGAGGUCCUCUUGGCCAGCCGUCCUGGGUCACCGUGGCCCACUGGACCACCGGGCGCCUACAGCUGGACGAGGGGGUGUUGGGGCUGGGGGUCGGGGCUGGCCUGGGGCUAGGCCCAGGGAGGAGGACAGGGUCCGGGUCUGGGUUAGGGGUCCAGAGAGGGGAUAGGGACAGAGAUAACAGUCCUGGAGGGAGAUGGAGGCCGGGGCUACAGAUGGCGGGCCGGAGAUUAAGGGUCGUGACCCUGGUGGAGCAUCCCUUCGUGUUCACUAGAGAGGUGGAUGAGGACGGGCUGUGUCCCGCUGGUCAGCUGUGUCUGGACCCGAGGACUAACCGCUCAGAUCUACUGGACUCACUGUUCGGUCACCUGCACCAGACCAAUACAACCACCACCACUACUGACCACAACCCAACAGAGGACCUGCGGAAGUGUUGCUAUGGUUACGUUAUUGACCUGUUGGAGAAGCUGUCGGAGGACCUGAUGUUCACCUUUGACCUUUACAUCGUGGGAGACGGGAAGUACGGAGCGAUGAGCAGCACUGGGAGUUGGUCCGGUCUGGUGGGAGACCUGCUGAGUGGAACAGCAGACAUGGCUGUGACAUCAUUCUCCAUCAACUCAGCCAGGAGCAGAGUUAUAGACUUCACCUCUCCAUUCUACUCUACCUCUCUGGGGAUACUGGUGCGUAGCCAGGACACAUCAGCCCCUAUUGGGGCUUUCAUGUGGCCUCUCCAUUGGUCCAUGUGGGUGGGCAUCUUCGUCACUCUUCAUCUUACCGCACUCUUCCUCACCGUCUAUGAGUGGAACAGUCCCUUUGGUAUGACUCCUCAUGGCAGGAACAGACUCAGAGUGUUCUCCUACUCCUCAGCCCUCAACCUCUGCUACGCCAUCCUGUUUGGACGCACUGUCGCUACUAAGACUCCUAAGUGUUGGACCAGUAGGUUCCUGAUGAACCUGUGGGCCAUCUUCUGUCUGCUGGUGUUGUCCAGUUAUACAGCUAACCUGGCUGCUGUCAUGGUGGGGGAGAAAACCUUUGAACAGGUGUCUGGGAUUCAUGACGAGAAGCUGCACCACCCAUCCCGUGGGUUCAGGUUUGGGACAGUCAGAGAGAGCUCUGCAGAGGACUACAUGAGGAAGAGUUUCUCUGCUAUGCAUGACUACAUGAGACGUUACAACCAACCCACCACACCAGACGGAGUGGACAUGUUAAAGACAGAUCCUCCCCUACUAGAUGCCUUCAUCAUGGAUAAAGCUCUAUUGGACUAUGAAGUCUCCAUCGAUGCUGAGUGUAAACUAGCAACUGUGGGCAAGCCUUUCGCUAUAGAGGGGUAUGGUAUAGGUGUUGCCCAAGGCUCUCCUCUCACUGCCAACGUGUCUGAAUUCAUCAGUCGCUACAAGUCAGAAGGGUACAUGGACAUAUUACAUGAGAAAUGGUACAAGGUGGUGCCAUGUGGGAAGCGAGUGUUCACUAACACUGAGAAUUUAUCGAUGGGGAUAGAUCAUUUCUCAGGCCUGUUUGUGAUGUUGUGUGUGGGGGUGGUUGGAGCCAUUUUUACCUUGGCAGCUGAACACACCUUCUAUCACCUAGCCCUGCCCCGGCUACGGCGGUCACACACACUCACCUACUGGUUGCAUACCAGCCAGAAGAUCCAUCGAGCCCUGAACACCCCUUACAAGGACGUAGGGAAAGAGUUGAUUGGCCUGGACCACAAUCCCUCCCCUUGUGUCUCUGACAGCUGCAGCCUCCACAGACACCAGCAGCCUCGCCCUCCUCCUCCCCCGUCUUCCCCCCUGCCUGCCCCCCCUCCUCCUCAGCCCUCCUCUCCUGCCCGGGACAUCAAGGAGAACAAGAGGGUCCACUUUGAUCUGGAGAGUCUACACAGCUACCGUCUACACACACACACCGCCUCGUUCUGGGGACGUCCUGGCAUGGUGGGGCGACACGGCCUGGGAGGGUGUCUGGGUGGUUUAUCUCCUCCUCAGGUUAGCCUGCAUGCUAACGGUGGCCCAGCAUCGGCCCUGGCCUCCCCCGGCCUGGCCCUGCCUCCUCUGGGGAACCCAGGCAACCAGGCCUUCCUAUGGGAGGGAGAGCUCCAGGAGGUCCAGGGGAGGAUCGAGACGUUCACAGCCCAGCUGAGAGACGCCGUGGCCAGGAGGGCCGAGAUACAGACCUGCCUGGAGAACCAUAAAAUGAACCAGAGCACAGCUACUGCUGUCAAACUGGAGAAAGACAAGGUUGGCCAGUCACAAAGCCUGGAGAGAGUGAGAACCAACGCAGAGAAAGAUAGAACCAAGGAAGAGAGAGAGGGGCUCAACCAGGAGAAAGGGAGGAGUGGCAGAUCAAACCUCUGUUGCAGCCUGGACAGAAACAGAGACAGAGACAGGACAGGCAGGGACAGUUCCACUAUGAGACAAACAGCAAGACAGGACACAGACAGGGACAGACUGUUACACCAAUCAGAAACUGAGAGAGACCGAGAUGACCAAUCAAAAAGCCUGGACAGAAAUGGGAGCAGCCAAUCACAUGCCUCCAACAUUCUGCAGACAGGGAGGAACAGCCAAUCAGAAGCUCUGACCAUCCUACAGAGGAGGAGAGAGAUCCAAUCAAAAACCUCCACCAGCCUGGACAGAGAGACAACCAACCAAUCAGGUGCUGUCAAUACACUACAGGGAGAAAGAACUGUCCAAUCACGUAACUCCACCAGCCUGGAGAGAGGAAGAGCCAGGCAAUUAGGUGCAGUGAAAGACCAGGCGAGGGGGAGAACUGUCCAAACACGGACAGGGGCUAGUCUGGACAGACUGAAAGCUAGCCAAUCCAGUGCCGGCACUGGGAAUCUGGUUAGAGAACGUCCCGCCCCCAUGGACACCCAGAAGAGUUUGUGUUAGUCGUUUGAUUGGUUAUUUAUUAGAACACAAAAUACCAAUUAGAGGGCUGGAAAAGAAUCUAACAGGUCCAAAUGAUGAUGAGUUUAAAAAAACAAUGACAGAGAUGUGGCACUGGUCCAUUUGCCUCUGAUGUCAACGGCUGCUGUCUGUUAACAAAAUGUCUGAUCAGAACUUUACCCAUCUACUGUUUGUCUCCACUAGGUGUGUUUCCUUUUUGUUUCUAACUACUAAUUGCUCGCUCUCUUCAUCUCAUACCCCUGGGUUGUGUUCACUAGGAACCAAACAGAAGCAAACAGAACAAAACGGGAAGGGACCUACCUGAAUUUGUCCAAUAGAAUCUCUCGUUUUUGUUGCAGAAGGUUUUUCUGUUUGGAGCGAACGGUUUCCGUUGCAAUGGUUUGUGACUACUGUACACACCCCAGGUCUGUAGUCAGUUCUCAGUGGGUCAUUCAAGGUACACAUGGGGCUCCUAAAUGUUCAAUCAAGUGCUAUCUCCGCCCGACCGGGUAAGAAUCGGCUAUCCCAGAGGGAAACUACACGUGUCCACUGUCAUUGUCCUGACUGAUCCUCUAUAAGGACCUUGAGUUGGUUUGAUACUAUGCAGUUGAAUUGAAUUUACUUGAAUGGCAUUUGUAUGUUGGAUGUCAUGGUGGUGUCAAAUGUAACUAUACAGUAACAAUAGUCAAACCUGGAAGUGGAUGAAAAAGGUGGAUGUGGAAAGAGAAAAGGCGGUUGUAUUUGAGCCUAUAGCAGGUGUUUUAGAAGAGAUGCAGGAUGCUAGGUUACCUGUAGAGGACUGAGGAGUGUUGUAGAUAUGUUGUUCUGGUGUUGAUGGGUCGUGUUCGGUGUCCCAUAAUUCUGCCUAUAACAACAGCUAUAUUCUCACACACAACAGAAUUGUAUCAGCAUAUUAUUGGGACUCGUAUCAUGUUGUUGUAUAUCAUUUCCAUAUUUUUAAAUUAAACAUUUAUAUACCGGU